AUGUUGUACUGGCUGACUACUUGCCGGAGGCUUGGAGCCGUGGAGUACUUCGCCCCAUACUUCCAGGUGGGACUCCUCAAGCGGCUCGCGCGCGUGACCAGGCCCGGAGGCCUUCUGAUCUUGCUUGGCCGCGAGCCCGAGGAGCUACAGGUGGACGAUGAAACAUCUCAGCUUGCGGUGGACAUCCAGUGCUUCAGGGAUUCGGUGAUCCUCCUCGGCCGAAAGCGCCCCUACAGGGAGAUGCCACGGCGAUGGGUGGCAGAGCAGCUCUGGCAGCAGGGAUUGCAACUGGAGGGAGGGCGCCGCUUUCCCCGGCGUCUGGACUUGGAGAAGGUGGAGAGGAACCUCGCCUGGGCGGAGGAGGAGUUGGAACGCGUGCCAGAUCUGGAGCUCCGAAACCAGCUGUCGAGGCACCUAGACCGCCUCCGUGCGCGCGUUGCCGCGAGCGCCAGCCUCCGCAAGGGCCACACCUUCGGUGAGGACUAUGGUCUGAUCCUGCGGAAGCCGAAAGGAUGA
Molecule: messenger RNA, 516 nt
Organism: Symbiodinium natans
Lineage: Eukaryota; Dinophyceae; Suessiales; Symbiodiniaceae
Source: the annotation of a GenBank genome assembly